Messenger RNA from Phyllostomus discolor (pale spear-nosed bat), 3965 nucleotides. It is a transcript of the gene NIPAL2, whose product is annotated as NIPA like domain containing 2. Gene Ontology annotation, cellular component: membrane. Bases 162 to 1301 code for a protein of 379 amino acids. The transcript has 11 exons. NCBI's taxonomy places the organism in Eukaryota, Metazoa, Chordata, Mammalia, Chiroptera, Phyllostomidae. The record is from RefSeq and is a predicted model, not a curated record. Gene Ontology annotation, molecular function: magnesium ion transmembrane transporter activity. Gene Ontology annotation, biological process: magnesium ion transport.
UGGCCCGGGGCGCGGGUCUGGCCCCGGGGCAUCGAGCAGGAAGUGGCCACGCCGCGGCCCGGGCGCGGCCUCCGUGGGGCGCGCCUCCUCCCGGGAGCCUCGCGGAGCUUCGGGGCCAGGAGGCGGCCGAGCCGGAGCCCGAGCGCCGGCAGCGAGACCUAAUGGCGGCGCGGGCGCUCGGAGGCCCGGGGGACGCCCUGGACGAGCUGUCCCGGAACUUCACGUACGGGGCGCUGGGCGCCGGCAACGGCUCCCUGUCGCGCGCGUGGUACCGCAGGAACCAGAUUCACCUUUUUGGAGUUUUCCUGGCCAUUUUAGGAAACCUGGUGAUCAGCAUUUCCCUAAAUAUCCAGAAAUAUUCUCACCUUCGGCUGGCGCGGCAACAACACCCAAGGCCGAUCUUCAAGAGCGUGCUGUGGUGGGGCGGGGUUGCGCUGAUGGCUGUGGGGGAGACCGGGAACUUCGCAGCCUACGGGUUUGCGCCUGUGACUCUCAUCGCUCCGCUGGGCUGUAUGUCCGUCACAGGUAGUGCCUUUAUUUCUGCUGUGUUUCUGAAAGAAAAUCUGAGAGCCUCUGAUUUACUAGGUAUGACGUUGGCAUUUGCAGGAUCAUAUUUAUUGGUGAACUUUGCUCCAAACAUAACUCAGGCGAUCUCUGCAAGAACGAUACAGUGCUACUUUGUUGGGUGGCAGUUCCUGAUCUAUGUGAUUUUAGAAAUAUUAAUUUUCUGCAUUCUCCUAUACUUCUAUAAAAGAAAAGGAAUGAAGCACAUCGUAAUUCUGCUAACUCUGGUGGCACUUCUAGCCUCAUUGACUGUUAUCUCAGUAAAAGCUGUCUCAGGCAUGAUCACUUUUUCUGUGACGGAUAAAAUGCAACUAACUUAUCCCAUCUUCUAUAUAAUGUUUAUCAUCAUGAUAGCAUCUUGUGUUUUCCAAGUCAAGUUCCUAAAUCAAGCCACAAGACUCUACAAUACAGCGAUCGUGGUGCCAGUUAACCAUGUCUUCUUCACAACCAGUGCCAUCAUUACAGGUAUCAUCUUUUACAAAGAAUUCCUUGGUGCAGCUUUUCUCACUAUAUUUAUAUAUAUUUUGGGGUGUUUGCUGUCAUUCCUUGGUGUGUUUUUGGUCACAAGAAAUCGAGAAAAGGAACUUCUGCCACAGUCUUACAUUGAUUUUGGAAAUAUUCCUGGGAAACAAACGCUGGAUAAAAUACAACCAGAUCCAAACGGCUUAUCCUAUGGAACGCUGCCUGAUGGAAGUGACUCGACACAGAGCCAAAGUGGAGAGAAGAAAGAGGCCUGAAACGCCGAGAGGGGCGGCUGCGGGCCGCCACCCGAUACCACCUCCUUAAGAAAUUGCACAUGUUCCGUUUGUGGCAGCAGCUAUUCAUCGCUGACAUGAGCUAGCACGAGCCCCAGCCCCAGGCCCCGCCUCCAUCUCUCUGCACACUCGGGCCUUCCUAAGCCCUGACAGUCUCAUGUGCUCAUGGAACGCAGCUCGAAGUGCGCCCCGAGUCACGGGCCUCUCCCUGGUGACCGUGUGACGGCUACGUCUUCAUUACAGCCUGGCUUCCCGCGCAGGAACGCCACACAGAAACGCGCACCCACGACUUGGCCGCAGAACACAUGGGCUGCUUUCCCCGCAGGGCUGUGGUGGCAGUUGCUUGGCUUUAAAGAGACACUUCACCCCACAGCCUUACUCCUGAACAAAGGUUUGGGAGCAUUCCUUUUUGAAACUCUUAACCGAGGUUCCUAAAUAAGAGCAGUGAGUCAUCUGUUUUGAAAACCAGCCCUACCUGUAGCUCUCCUUUACAAAUUAAGGGUGUCUUUAAAAUUAGAAUUUGUAAGUGGCAUUCUGUGACGGGGCAUACCAAAACUAAAAGACCUUGGCUGGUGGACUUUUUAAGCAAGAGAAAAUUUAAGAACCAGGGCCAAUUUUUUAAAAUAAAAGUACAGAAUGAUGGCAUUUCUUCAGCUGUGAGGUCCUAUUUACCUUCACUGAAACUGAAGGAAAAAAUUAAUAUUCUAUGCCUUCAUUUGUUUAGCUGUUAAAAUUUGUCAAGUGGGUUUAUAUGUUGUAACUCUUAACAUGUCUCAAAAAUCAUACUUAAAUUCUUGCUGGUAUUUUCACUAACACACUGUUGCUCCCCUAAGUCAUUAUUUCAAGCCUUAUACAUUCGCCCAGGCCAAAGGGAUGAUUAGAGAGAAUUGGAUUCCAGCCAUUUAAACCUCAGACAAAGCUACAGCCAGGCGGCCCAUCCACCCACCCGCGCCUGGAGAGGAAGCCCUGGGCUCCUGUGCCCUGAGUGGCUUUUCUGUUGCCGCGAGUCACAACCUGCUGAGAUAACAUUUGCACAAUCACCCAUUACUUAUGAUCUACCUAAUAUUUCAAUGAGAAGAAAAGAGUUAACCUUCCUUGUAGCCAUAAGCAAUAAGCCCUGUGCUUCAUUAAGGACUUUCGGAAACCUUCAGGUCACUUCUGAUGAGUCUGUACAAUGAGGUUCCAGGUUCCAGACAAUUGUUUUUGCAUUUGUGCAGGGUGUUGAACUCAGACCCAUAGAGACUAUAAUCUUAAUCAUUGCAGGCCUUUUAGCUUUGUUCUUUGUCAUACCCCACGCUCCUGAUCAGACCAACCAAACCUGGCCACAAAGGCAGGAUUCGAAUCCAUCUCCGAUGUAUGCAUAAUGACUUAGAGCCCAUGUCUGGCUUUGGGACUCCUGGUAAGAAUUCCGACCAUUGCGGAAUGUGUUCCAUUAAUUCAAAUAAAACAGUCAUAAUUUAUGGCAUGUUUUUCUGAAUUGGUCCAACAUGUUGGCCCAGGAAGGCUCAGCUAAGAAAUGUGUCCGGUGUCUUAAACUACAGAUUUCUGGUGACUCUUAAGACUGGUUCAAAGAUUGGGAAAAUAAUGAGACCAAAGAGUUUGACUUAAAGCAGGAAUGUAUUUAUAGCUACAGCACAUGGUUUUGAGCUUUGGAGAAUUUUGCACAGACGCAAGCACAAUACCAAUACUUUAGUGAUCACCCAUACUUGCAUCUUUUUAAGAGUUUUGAAAAAAAACAUUGACUUAUGCACCUUUAAGCCAUGUAGCAAUGCCUUAGAAGUUCAGGUAACAUAGAAACUGUUUUCAGGCUGAAUGUUACUUUCCAUAUUGCUGCUCCAAAAUAAGGUGAAUAGGAAUUUUAGCUGUGCUGGGCUGUAAAGAUUUUUUAAAUUACACAGUGCAUGACAACCACCAAAGCCAACCCAGCCCUUCUUUUGGCAUCAUGAAUGGGGGACCUUCAGCCAGCACUUGACUCAUCUGACUAUGUGUCUAGACCAAGGGUCUGCAAAACUUUUCCUUUAAUGACCCAGAGAGAAAAUGUUUUGGGUCUGUAGGCCAUACAGUGUCUCCACUACCCCACUCUGCCGUUGUUGCAUGAAAGCAGCCACAGGCAAUGUGUAACGGGUGAGCCUGGCUGUGCCAGUAAAACCUUAUUUACAAAAGCAGGUGGCCUGUCCGCGGGCUGUAGCCAGCAAACCCCUGGUCUAGACUCCCCCGCCCUUGCUACGCAGCUUCGUUCUUGUUCCUUGGGCACCCGAGAGCUUAAAAAGCCACAGUUCAUGUUCGUGACAAACCAAAUACCGUGGGAGUGUAGAACCACAUCUUGACAUUUACGUCAGGAUCCUUUUGCUUCUAGAGGAUACAAAUGGUGGCCACGACUUCACUGCUGGUGCCAGAGUUCCUCUCUGAAAGGCAGUGGUCCUUCUGUGAGUACUACUGCCUCCCUGGAAGAGUCUCUCCAGUCCCACACGCCCACUCAAUAAUAGCUUCAGAAAUGGCUCGGAGUUGCCUCUCAUGUAAUAGAUUAAGCAGAAGUCUUUACCAUCUGGCUGUUUUCAGUUUAAAUGUCUUCUUGCCUUAUAAUACUUUCGCUACCUUGAAUCACCUGGAAAAAAAAAAUGCAAUAAAAAACUUCUCAAGCAGUGA